UAACCGCUGUUGCUAAGCAACGAGAGUUUCACCCACAGGUGCGCUGUGUCGUUAAAACAGCUGGUUGAUCCUUCAAUACGGUUUUUAAAAGUUGUUUCUUCUUUAACGCGAAGAUGAAUUUCACCGACAGCGAUUUCGCUCACAAACGGACAAACUCCGCCGUUCACCAAAACAUGCCGGCGGCUGGAAAAGUGAAACCUGAAGGAGAUCACGUGGACAGCUGCCUUCAAGAUUACACAGGGCCUCCAACCCCCCCGGCAGUGAGGAGAGUCCGCAGCAGCAUCCAUCCCGGGCUGGGAGCUGUCAGAGUACACCGGGGGAAGGCCAAGGACCCGGAUGUCGCCAGCAGCCUCAUUCAUGGCAUCUCCACCAAGCCAUCUUCUUCUGACCGCAGCUUGUUAAAUCCUCCUGAACAGACGCUCUUCCAGGAGAAGUUGCUGGAGCUGAAGGAGUCUGUGUACACUUCCAGGAAGAAGGCGCCGCUGGGCCGCUCACGACACCAAGCAGCCCAGCUCCCCUCCUGGUUUACCCACAACACCACCUUUGGUAUCAAAACAGUUGAAGGACUGGAUGUGCGCGAGAUCAUGAACCCUCCCAAAACAGCAGAGGAGGCGGAGAAGGAAGCUCAGGAGGGACAUGAAGCUCACCGUAGAAGUCACAAGGACUUCUUUGUUGGAGAGCAGAUCGAUAGAAAAUACGACUCCAGAAGUUUCAGUGACGAAUGCCGGUUUGGGAUCCUGACGCCUCAUUUUAACGACGGACGCCGAGUUGGGAAAACGCUCCGAUGGCUCGGAGAAACACAGAAGUUUUAUAAUCCAAACCCUGUUUGGCAGAGAUCUGGGACCAAGGAAAAACUGGCAUCGGCGUUCGGAAAAGUUGAUAACGUGAAACUAAAUGCUCCACAGCUUCCACCCGUUCACACCUUCGGAAUGGUUUUGUCUCCAGACUCCAUCGGAGCUGCAGAAAUAAUCCACGGCACAGAUCUGGGUCAGUACACCAGCGGGCCGGUCCAAGCGCUGAGGCACCGCCUCAAGAACCUCAACUUCCAGAACUUUCCCUCUGUGACCAAGGCCUUCCAACACUACGACAAGACAGGAAAAGGAUCGAUCGACAGAGACGACCUGAGGGCGGUCCUCCACCAGUUCCUGCUGCAUGUGAAGGAAGCGGUUCUGGAUCAGCUCCUGGCCUACUGCGGCGCCGACAGAGACGGGCUCAUCAGCUUCACCCAGUUCACCAACUUCCUCACCUGGAAGGACUUGAUGCCCCUUCACAGCCAGAAGCUGCGGGGUCGACGGAAAGAACAUCAGUCCGGCCCGUCAGAACCAGCAGAGGAGCUCGUCUCUCAGACUCUGAUCAAGCCUGAAGAUCUGGAUUCAGUCCGACCUUCCAGCACCGAGAAGACCGUCAGAACUCUGAGGAGAACCAGCGCAGCUCCAGACCAGUUCACGACCUCCUCCUCUGUCAUCGGGGCCGUCAGGAGCACAGCAGACUGUCGCGCCUGCGGCGUCCCGUCUGUUUGCUCCGAUCUUCCAGCUCCGCCCAUCAAGAGGAUGGGCGACACCACGAACUACGGAGAUUCCUCCACAGCAGCAGAUCUUCUUCAUCCCUCCGACCACGCCCUCAGAGGAGUUCACCAGGAGCACCUCCUCUGCCCUCGCUCCAAGGAGGAGGUCGCAGAGAUCUUCAGGAAUGUUGGCGUGGACGUUUCAGAGGAGACGUUCGAGGAGGCCUGGAAGCUGGCGUCUCUGAAACAUCCCGACGGGGAGGUUUGUGUCGAGACUUUCCGUAACACGAUGAAGGAAAUAAAAGCGAUGUGAGGAUCGAGUACGCUCAACAACACA
Oryzias melastigma (Indian medaka) is the source of this 1841-nucleotide messenger RNA. RefSeq names its product EF-hand domain family, member B (gene efhb). The record is from RefSeq and is a predicted model, not a curated record. Bases 114 to 1817 code for a protein of 567 amino acids. The transcript has 13 exons. Lineage: Eukaryota; Metazoa; Chordata; Actinopteri; Beloniformes; Adrianichthyidae. Gene Ontology annotation, molecular function: calcium ion binding.